GGGGAGGAGCGGGGAGAAGCCGCACCGGAGCACCGGGAGGAGCCGGAGGAAAUCUGCUGGCGGCGCGUCAGGCGCCUCAGGGGACCCGUUUAAAAGGAAAGCAAAAGCCGCCGUGUGCACCCGCUGCCGGGAGAGAUACGGGAGAGGAGGGCACUGCACACCGGCACCCCUGCCUCUGCUGGGUGAGAUUGCGGGACCCUGCGCUCGGUUGUCCCCCUACAUGACCGUGUACCAAAGCAGCUACACAUAGUAAACAGAUUCAUCAUGCGACAGAGCGCAGGAAGCAUGUGCACCAACAUAGUCUACGAGUGGCUGAAGACCCUGCAGCUCCCCCAGUACGCGGAGUCCUUCGUCGAUAAUGGCUACGACGACCUGGAGGUCUGCAAGCAGAUCGGAGACCCGGACCUGGAUGCCAUCGGCGUUGCCGUGCCCCACCACCGGCGCCGGAUCCACGAAGCCGUGCGGCGGCUGAAGGAGGCGGACGAGACGGCGGCGGGGCUGUACUUCACCCUGGAGCCGCAGCCGCCGCCGCCGCCCCCGCGACCGGCGCCCCCCGCCGCCGGGCGCUGCCCCCGCCGGGUGGGGGGGCAGGAGGAAGCCCGGCGGGGGGUGGCCCCCCGGCACCGCCCCGGCGGGCGGCGGGGGGCGGCGGGCGGCGGAGGGCUGGCCGCCUACCCCAGGCUGAAGCUGAAGAUCAUGAUCCGUGACAAACUCAUCCGCGACGGCAUCAACCUGAGUAAAGCCCCCUACUCCAACAAGGAUGGGUCACUGGGAAAUAUUGAUGACCUGGCACAGCAGUAUGCAGACUACUAUAACACCUGCUUUACAGAUGUGUGUGAGAGGAUGGAAGAGCUGCGCAAACGGAGGGUUUCCCAAGACCUUGAUAUGGAGAAACCUGAUGCCAGCCCCACAUCUCUACAGCUGCGAUCCCAGAUUGAGGAGUCACUUGGUCUCAGCAGCACUGCAUCAACACCCGACACUGAAAGAAAGCUCUCCAUUCAUAAAUCAAGUUCAGAAGAAGGCUCUGUAGGGAAAGCAGACUGGAAAAAGAAAAAUAAAUUUUUUUGGCAGAAUUUCCGAAAGAACCAGAAAGGACUAAUAAGGCAGACUUCAAAAGGUGAGGAUGUAGGGUACGUGGCCAGUGAGAUCACGAUGAGUGAUGAGGAACGAAUCCAGCUGAUGAUGAUGGUGAAAGAGAAGAUGAUCACCAUUGAGGAAGCGCUUGCUAGGCUGAAAGAGUACGAAGCCCAGCACAGGCAGUCGAGUACUGUAGAUGCUACAGAAUGGCCUGAUGGUUCUUACUCAACAUUUGAUGGGUCUUCCAAUUGUAAUUCAAGAGAACAAUCCGAUGAUGAAACAGAGGAAACCGUGAAGUUUAAGAGGUUGCACAAGCUGGUGAAUUCUACUCGCAGAGUCAGGAAGAAACUCAUAAGAGUGGAAGAAAUGAAAAAACCCAGCACAGAAGGUGUUGAAGAACACUCACUUGACAACUCUCCUAUACUGGAUGACAGGUCGGCACUUUACUCUGGAGUUCACAAGAAGCAAUUCUACUUUGACGGCUCCUGCGAAAAGCAGCCAGAGGAUGACUCGGACUCACUUACUACUUCUCCCUCAUCCAGCAGUCUUGAUACAUGGGGAGCUAACCGGAAGCUGGUGAAGACCUUCAGCAAAACUGAUAGCCGUGGCCUUAUCAAGCCUCCCAAGAAACUCGGGACAUUUUUCUCUUACCCAGAAGAGGAGAAGACCCAGAAAGUUUGCCGCUCCUUGACAGAUGGGGAAAUGAAGAAGAGCCUCGGCUCACUGAGCCACGGGGUAAGUACAGAAAGCAUUUGCUUUUAUGACAGCAACAGGCACAAGCACCAUCUUCUGGUGUCCCUGGAGGAGAUUCAGAGUGUAAGGAAGCAGAUCCGAUUGAAGAAAAUGGAUACUAAUUAUUCCUGUUCCAGAGCUUUUCUUUGCCAGCGCCCUGCUAGGAAAGGAGCAUCCCCCACAACUUGCGACCUACAAUUACUGCGGCACAAAACGAAAGGGGGUGGAGGUUGUGGCUUCCCAAACAGAAGGCUACGAGGGCGCACUUCUGUCAGCGAAUUCAAUAUCACCUAUGUGGUGGAGAGAAGCCUGUACAGUCACCUCAACCUCUCACAGCUGGUGCGUCCCGUUACUGACAGGACCCUGAGCAAGGCCGACAAGCAGGACCUGAGGAGAUGCCUGCUGGAGGAGGAUGAGGAGGCCAAGAGGAAGUGGGCUGCUACAGUGGAUCGCUGUACUAAAAGGGUUCUCUUGAGAAUCCACCAAAAGUCUAGAACCUGUAGCUUUGGAGGAUUUGACUUGACAAAUCGUUCCCUUCAUAUUGGAAACAGUUCUGACCAAAUGGGCAAAGAAGGAGACUUUGUUUAUAAAGAAGUGAUCAAAUCACCCUCUGCUUCCCGUAUAUCUCUGGGCAAAAAGGUGAAGUCUGUGAAAGAAACCAUGAAGAAAAGGAUGUCUAAAAAAUACAGCAGCUCUCUGUCUGAGCAGGAGUCCAGCCCUGGGGUCAUGCCGGGCUCUCCGCAGUCGCCGCCGCCAGACUCUGACUCCCUGGACAAACCCAAGCUGAAAGCCGGGGGCUCAGUAGAGAGCCUGAGGAGUUCCUUAAGCGGUCAGAGCUCAAUGAGUGGUCAGACAGUGAGCACAACAGAUUCCUCAACCAGCAACAGGGAGAGCGUGAAAUCAGAAGAUGGUGAUGAUGAAGAGCCUCCUUACAGAGGACCUUUUUGUGGAAGAGCCAGGGUUCACACUGAUUUUACCCCAAGUCCUUAUGAUACAGACUCUCUGAAGCUCAAGAAAGGUGACAUUAUUGAUAUAAUCAGCAAACCCCCCAUGGGCACUUGGAUGGGCCUGUUGAACAACAAAGUUGGCACUUUCAAAUUUAUCUAUGUGGACGUGUUAAAUGAAGAGGAAGAGAAGCCGAAGCGACCCACCAGGAGACGCCGGAAAAGCAGACCGCCCCAGCCCAAGUCAGUUGAGGAUCUCUUGGAUCGCAUCAACUUAAAGGAACACAUGCCCACUUUUUUGUUCAAUGGUUAUGAAGAUCUGGAUACCUUUAAGCUUUUAGAAGAGGAGGAUUUGGAUGAACUGAACAUCCGAGAUCCUGAGCACAGAGCUGUUCUCCUCACAGCAGUGGAACUUCUACAGGAGUAUGAUAGUAACAGCGACCAGUCAGGAUCUCAGGAGAAACUUCUCAUUGAAGGCCAAGGCCUAACUGGAUGCUCUCCUCGGGAUUCUGGCUGCUACGAAAGCAGUGAAAACCUGGAAAAUGGUAAAACUCGAAGGACCUGUCUUCUGCCCUCAAAAUCAGCAAGUGAGCAUAGUUUUAAGGACUUCAGCAGAAACCAGCUAUCAAAUUAUCCUACACUUCCACUGACCAAGUCAAUAGAAACUCUACAGCAAGGGGAAAAAGAAAGCCAUUUGAGUUGUGCGCAUCGUGCUCUGAAGUGCUCUGUCAAACCUCCAGCUGUUACGGGUCUGAAGAACCGUAGAAGUUUACCGGUUGCUGUCUGUCGGAGCUAUGAAACUCUGGAUGGCCCCCAAGGGGUAGACCCAUGGCCAAGAUCCCACUCGCUGGAUGAUCUCCAGGGAGAAUCCAAUACAAACCUACAGGACACUAGCAAGAAAGUAGGUUCUUUUCCUCAGGAUUCGCUGGAUAUAGCAAAAAAGGCAACUGGCUCUGCCCUGCCGCUUCAGUCUCAUGGAGGCGGCUGUAUGGUAGAUGACUUGAUGCCUAAGCAGGGUAAAGGAGCUGCUAGUUCUCAGAAGGGAAGAGCUAAGGAAUUGGACUGCUCUGUAAUGGAGACUGCAGGUGGAAAGCCUGCUUCAUUCCCCUUGAAAAACUGUGAAGCUCAGCCUGCCUUAGUGACGCAUCUUGCAACAAGGAUGCCUCUGGAAAUAAAAAGUAAAGGCUUUCAUGACCUUGCGCGAGCUGAUUAUGCUCCAGUCCUCAAGGGAGGUCUAGAAGCUGAGCAAAAAGGCACAAAUGAGGGGAGAAUGCAACCAAAAAAUCCUGCUCAGCCGCCACCUGUCCCUGCCAAAAAAUGCCGAGAACGCCUUUCUAAUGGAUUAUAUCAUCCUCCCAUGACCGCAAGUGGGAACCACUCAAGUCUAGAAGCACCGUGUUUGCCAGUAAAAAAGACCAGCUCAUCCACUCCCAUUGAUUGUCAUGGAGUACCUGUCCAUAGGAUAUCUUCUGAACAGGAGCCCAGUACCCCUCCUAGCCCACUGCCACCCUGGCUGUCGGAGCUCCCAGAGACUGCUAGUGUUCAGCAGCACGUGAUAAAGCUGGGUCCUGCUUCAGCAAGGAAAGUCUCUUGCAGCAGGGGAAUGGAUCUGGAAAUGGUAAUAGAAAACAAGUUGCAGUCUGAAGACAUUGAUCUUACUGAAGAACCGUACUCUGACAAGCAUGGUCGCUGUGGCAUUCCUGAGGCUUUGGUACAGAGGUACUCCGAAGACUUAGACCAGCCUGAAAAGGAUGUUGCUACAAAUAUGGACCAAAUCCGGGUAAAGCAGUUGAGGAAGCAGCAUCGCAUGGCAAUUCCAAGUGGAGGGCUCACUGAAAUUUGCCGAAAACCUGUAUCCCCAGGACUUAUCACCUCUGUAUCUGACUGGCUGAUUUCCAUUGGUCUACCUAUGUAUUCCAGACUGCUCACAGAAGCAGGAUUCAACACACUGAGCAAAGUGCCUUCUCUGUCACAAACUUGCCUUCAAGAAGCUGGCAUCACAGAGGAGAGACACAUAAGCAAGCUCCUGGCAGCGGCAAGACUCUUCAAAUCUCUUGAUCCAGAGGCAAUAUAACAUUCUCCAUAGUGUGGCAUUGCCUGGUCGAGAAUCCACUGCUUCUUCCUGCACCAAUAUUGCUCUAAUUACUUCACAUAGCUAAAGGGAUCAAGGAAGUGGCUCCCAAGGACAGGCAGAUAUCUUCUUCAAAGGAUAUGAAAUGUUUCUGUUGCUGUCUUUGGCAACUGAAGGAGAAGAGAAGCAACCACCAGGUAACAUAGAUGUGGUACUUCCCUCCCCCCUCACUCCCCUGUAAAGUAUUCUUAUUUCAUAAAGUGCACAGGGUUGGCCUGAGAAUCAGACAGCUUCACAGAAUUAAGGGACCCUUGCACAUUUUCCUCAAGUUUGUGAAAGUAAUACUAGUAAUAGGCCCCAUUUCUGUGGAGAGCUCCAUAGGUUGGGGGUCUUCCGUACAUCUAGGUUCCAGGUACCUGGAGUCAGUCCUGAAGACCAGGUACAAGCCAAGAUGCAAAUUCAGUAGAAGCUGUUUGGCAAAUGCCUUUUGUUUAUUUUAGCAGUCUAGAGCUAAACACACACACACCCCCGCCCCUGGUCAUCUUUGCUGUUGCUUGGUAUAGGUCCCAAUACACCACAAAGCCUUUAGCUAGGCCAAAGUUAAUGGACUGGAAUUAGAUUUCAUUAUGGUCCAUACUGUCACUCCAAUGCAACUAACCCACGGAGAGUCAGAAAACUUUUUAUUUGUACAGAGCUGAGGUCAUUUUUAUAACUGCUUUCUAGCAAUCAGCUUUUUAUUUGCCUUAAAAUGAGCUUUUAAGCAGUUACCUAGUGUUCACUUACCUGUAUUCAUGUUUCUCAAGCCUUGUUUCAACCUUUCGCCCUUAGGCUGCACUUAGGGUGAUUUCCAGCUGAAGUUGCUUCUAUAAAAUGCCUCAUCAUAACACCUUCUGUUCUGUAGAGAUGCUUUUAUAAAUGCAGGGUUAUGCUAGGUUUCGGUUGUCAGGAUAACUUCUUGUUCACUACAGUCUGCAUUUACUGUUGUUACUAAACUGUUCCAAGAUAUACUGCCUUGUAUAUAUGUAACUGCUUCAUUUUAAUCAUAUUCUGUGUACUGUGUUAUAUUGUCAAUCAUUAUGCUGCAGCUUUGACUUGGUAUCCUGACCAUAUUGAUUCCAAACAGUGGGUUUCUGCAAAUGAAAAUUCACUUGUGGGAGAUAAAAUGCAUCGAAAAAGCAAACUGUGUCCCACAGAAAUCAUCAGAUCCGUUAACUCCAUUGCAUGGAUGAAAAAAAAUCCUAUAUAGUCUUACGAAUUACACUGUGAUUUUAAAACAGUUGAUAUCCCUCAUGACUGUAUGUUAAUGUUACCUCUCACUGGAAGAGAGCAUUGUUCCGGCAUAUGUGGCGAACCAUUUUUCCAUGAUGUAAUGAUAUUUUUCUGCCUAAAUCCAUGUAAAACAUUCCAUUCGCAUAUGUGGCUAAUGACAGAUUUUAUUUUUCUAUAUGGGUACACGUUUUAUAUACCAAAUACAGAUUAUCAUGAAUAGCACAUAACU
Messenger RNA from Grus americana (Whooping crane), 6322 nucleotides. RefSeq names its product SAM and SH3 domain containing 1 (gene SASH1). The record is from RefSeq and is a predicted model, not a curated record. Gene Ontology annotation, molecular function: protein binding. Bases 265 to 4827 code for a protein of 1520 amino acids. NCBI's taxonomy places the organism in Eukaryota, Metazoa, Chordata, Aves, Gruiformes, Gruidae. The transcript is spliced from 22 exons.